Messenger RNA from Naegleria lovaniensis, 3324 nucleotides. RefSeq lists its product as uncharacterized. The transcript is spliced from 5 exons. Gene Ontology annotation, biological process: endosomal transport. The record is from RefSeq and is a predicted model, not a curated record. Gene Ontology annotation, cellular component: AP-type membrane coat adaptor complex. Lineage: Eukaryota; Heterolobosea; Eutetramitea; Acrasida; Naegleriidae. Bases 1 to 3324 code for a protein of 1107 amino acids.
AUGACAAGUGUCUUUUUUUCAUCGGAGAGGCUUCUCCACUACAUCAAACGAUCCGCACUACUCCGAUCCUCCAUGACGACGAGCAACAACAACUAUCCAACUCCACUCGAUAUCGAAGUCUAUAAACUCGUGUUAGAAUAUAUACUUGAUCUUUUAGCAUUGGAUGCAAGUCCCUUUUCGAAUCUCAUCCUUCCAAUGACCACUCAACAUUCAUCCAUAACGAUUGUGGAAUAUUCUAGUGGUGCCAAUGGAAAAAUAGAAUCGGAACGAUAUUCAUCUUCUCAGGAAUUAAUUUCAAGAAAAAUCUCCUUGUGUGUCUUUUUACAAGAAUAUUCUCUUGUGUUGUUUCGGAAUAAUAUUCCCAAACUCUAUGAAUAUUUUGGAGAAAUUCAAAAUAUCAUUAAUAGUGGAAAAUUAGAUGACAUGACCUAUGCUCAAUUAUUGGUCACAAUGACCACGCUUUACAUUACUCACAAUUUACAAGAUUUAAAUCCAACCAUGAUGUUGAAUCACAUUUCUUCUCUCUUGCAAUACAUUACCAAAACUGUGAAUAACUCACAAUUUCGAUUACAGAGACAGAUGGCAGCAGAAUCUCUACAAGAAAUUCUCUAUUUUCAUAAUAUUCGAGUUUCUGAUUUUAUUCCAACUCUGUUGAAGUGUUGUCAGGCAGAAAAUUCACACGCUCUUCAAUCCUUUUCAACGCUGUUAGCAAAUUUAAUUUAUCUCGAGUCGAACAAAACAAAACGAGAAGUCAUCAAUAGCUUAACCUUUCUUAUUGAGAAUAUUCAAAUAUUUACAAUAUGGGGAAGAGCAGCCAUUGUUGGCAUUAUUAUUCAAAUUAUUAGGGAUACGGAUUAUCCUGAUCAUUUAUGGAAGAGAGUUUUUGGAAAAUUUAAAAACAGUAUCAAUCCAUAUCUGAUACAUUUAUUCUGUAACAAUGUCACAGGCGGCCUUACGAAACAAGCUGUCUCAAAAAAUUCCAAAAAUGAUCGAUUAUUUCAGCUCAAUGUUGAUGACUAUAGCCAGCCACUUUAUGUAAGAGAACAGUUGAUAUAUUUUCAGAAGUUGCAGCAGCAGCAACAGAUGCAAGACCAGUCCUUGAUUCAAUUGAAAUAUUUCGAUGAGUUACCAAUCAAAACGAUGAAGUGUAAAAUUAUUUCACAAACAAUGGCGACCUCAUUGAAUAGAAAUUCCAUAGAAUCUAUUCUUCAUUUAUUAGAUUGUGUUGCCGAUUACAAAUAUUACAUGAAAGCCCUUCCCAAGUAUUAUUCAAAAUCAUUCAAGCAACCACAAAUUCAUGAAGAAAAUCAAACUGCAGUGACGAAAAUGGAGAGACAACUCCACAUUCGUUUUGAAAUUAUUUUCACAGUUCUUUAUUAUGCAUAUAAGAGCUCUCCAAAACAAUGCCAACCCAUUCUAGAUUUCUUAAUUGAUAUUUUAGAAAGAGAGAGCGGGUUGAAUCUACUCAUUUCUCCAGUGAUGGAUUACACCAUUUCAUUGAUACAAUCACUGGAUCACAAGGAAGACAAUGACCUCGUAGAAGGUCUCUUCAAUCACAUUAUUCACUUGUCCAAUGAAAAGCUUGGAUAUUAUUUUUCACUUUUUGAAGCUCUCAUCACCAAUUUAAAAAACGAUCGUGUCACGAAAAUGCUUUCCUGUCUGUAUAAAUUUGCAAGAAGCAAGCCAGUAGCAAAUUUUGGAGAUUGGAAUUUUGGUGACUCGAUACUCUCCAUCAUUCGAAUGGUCAUUUACAGAGCUUGUCAUGAGUCCUCUCCAUCCUCACUACUUUCCUCGUCUUUGCAAUCUUCAAAUAUGGACAUGAACAUGGAUCCAAGUGAAGUCCAUUUCGAUCCACAACAAUGGACUCUUAUUCAAAACAUUCUCUCUCUUCUCAUUCAAGAUUACAACAAUUUAGAAAUUAAGCAAAGAAGUCAUUUUUAUUGGACUCUGUUGAAUUUGGGAGUUGCCACGAACAAACGAAAAUUAUUAAGUAUUUUAGGAUAUGCUGAAGAUGGACUAGUUUCGAAUGCAUUCAUUUCAAAUGUACAAGUCACGACAACUACAACAGCAAUGAAUCGUACUACUACCACUGCUACUGCUACUACUGCUACUACUACUACUACGAUGACGACUGGCACUUCUUCUUUAGAAUCUUUAUUAUCAGAAAUUCCUACGGUAGUGACUUUACCGUUCUUACAAUUGGAAUUUGUGAAAAAUGUAGGUCAUGAAUGGUCCUUACUUUCCUCUUCCUUAUUGAGAGUGAGAGCAUUAGCUGGACAUCAUCAUCAUCAUGGAGCAAGUACUACUUCUACUACUAGCAUUACUAAUAUUACUAGUAAUAAUAAUCAUACUAUGAAUAGUGGUGUUGGUGGUAAUCCUAGUGGUCAUGCUCCUUCUCCAUUCUCUUCUCAUGAACAAUCUUCUCAUGAAUUUCAUGUGGACCAUUUGGGUAUUCACGAGCGAGCUUCAUCUCUCUUACUCGUUCAGUAUUAUAUGGACAAGUAUGUGAAAAGUUUUCGAUAUCAAAUUCAAUUGCAGUAUAAAAUUUCUGCCCUUGUGAACGAUCGGAUUCUGCAAUUACAAGAGAAUAAUCAUUCUUCCAUGAAGAAUGUAAAGAGUCUUUUUGAAAAGCUAGUGGGUAUUGAAUUGAUUUUUGGAGGAGAUUCAUUGGAUCGAUUUAUUGGUUUGGAAAAUGGUGUGAAUAUUCCCUAUCUUAAAAUAGGAUCAAUAAGAGACCAGAGCGUUGUUGUCGAGAUGAAUGAGGAUGAACAACAAUUGUCGACUUUACCCUCUGAACAUCUUUUUACACUCAAAUUCUUUCCUGUGAAACCACUUCCAGGAGUGAUUCAUGUUUCAGCAACGUUUACAGCAAUUAAGAGAGAAAAUGCCUCUCAUGUUGUUGGUAUGACAUCUAUGCGUCAUGAUGAAUUUUCUCAAAUGAUUGAACCCAUGACAGCAUUCUGUCAAACUCAAUUGCCAGAUAUUCAUAUUCAAUUUAAGGAUUUAUUUUUACCAAUUUUUGAUCGAGAUUUACCUGAAGGUCUUACGAAAGAGGCACUCUUUGAAGCCAUGUGGAAUUACAAGAAUGGUAAAAUGGCGUCGAGUGUGAAAAUUUUGAAAAACACAUUGGUGAGCGAAGUGAUGGAAAGUUUUAAAUUAUUCGCAGUCAAUCCCAAGGAUUAUAUUUUAAUAUUCCUUCCACCGAAAUAUCAUCUCUUGAUUCGAGUCAGUCAGAAAGAUGAGACCACAACCCUUCUUUCUAUCAAGACUGAUUAUUGGCAGUGUUUGUCGUUUGUGGAUGAAAUUUUUCAGCAACGGGUGUGA